Molecule: messenger RNA, 2094 nt
Organism: Neoarthrinium moseri
Lineage: Eukaryota; Fungi; Ascomycota; Sordariomycetes; Amphisphaeriales; Apiosporaceae
Exons: 1
Coding region: 1-2094 (697 amino acids)
Biological process (GO): replication fork processing; double-strand break repair; resolution of meiotic recombination intermediates
Cellular component (GO): nucleus; Holliday junction resolvase complex
Molecular function (GO): nuclease activity; DNA binding
Source: RefSeq, a predicted model, not a curated record
AUGGCACCGGAAGUCAUCAGCCUGCUAUCAAGCCCGUCAGGACCGCCCCAGACGGUCCUCGGGCAUUUUAAGCCAACGCAAGCAGCCGCCGAGAAACCUCAGGCCCCGUCACGAGCUCUGGAUUUCGAUGAUGAUGAAUUCCUCGAUAUUGAGAAUAUUGUCUCUUCAGGGAUGUCACAGAUCGUCCCAACCUCGGCACAGCCAAUUGGUCUCCCAAAACAGAGAGGCAGCGACACCGCUCGCCGUGAAAAUGAGGGCGAUUUCCUCUUUCUUUCUGAUGAAUUCGAUACCACCGGCGACCUGAGCUUCAAUGUCCCUAAGAGAACCCAGAAAUCUCCUGUGUACUCCAAAAACAAAGGUCAGAUUGGUCGGUCAUUGGCACGGGCAGUCUCAGGUUCGUCCGGGCCGAAACCUUCUACCGCACUGCAGCCGGCUGGCCUGAAGCGUUGGAAUUCGAUCGCAGACCCCAUAGAAUACAGUAGUUCUCCUAUGGGGCUGCCUAAAGAGAAGGAUCCAUUUGCAAGCUCCUCGCCAAAGUCCCCAGUGAAAAGGCAACCUCAACACAACAGGCCUCCGGGACAAAAGCCUGAUGAUCCUGAGAAACCGACGCGAAAACCCCGCGACGUGUUUGAUCUUACGAGCGAGCCGGAAUCGUCUCCGCCACCACUCCUUGCGAAGACAUCAAGGAAUACUGCGUCAUGGGAUCCGAUCUCUAGCUCCAUGCCUGAGGCCAGCACGGCACGAGACAACCCUUUUGCCAGCUCUCCGCCACAACCUCAGAAGAGGAAAGCCCAUGUCGUUGAACUAGACAACGACUCUGAUGUCUCUCAGAAUCCUUCAGAUGACGAAUUUCCAGAGCUUAGUGCCAUGGAUAUCAGGAAGAUCAAAGCCGAUCUGCAAGCGCGGCUUUCAGAUCGAUCGCCUAGGCAUUUGAAAAGGUCGAAAACAGAACCCGCGAAAUCGAAUGCAAAACGGCAGCCUCUGAAGACAACCGAAGAGAAGGAACUGGAAAAGAAACAGAAAGCGGACGCUAGAGAUGCGGAGAAAGAACGCAAGCGUCUAGAAAAGGAACGUGAGAAGCAGGAGAGGGUCAUCCAAAAGGAGAAAGAGAAAGCCCUCGCAGAGGUCAACAAAGUUCGAACGGACAAGAAGGUCUCGACAAUAGAGAUGAUCGUAGAUCUACCUGUGUCACUGAAACCAGGCACGGGCGUCCAAGUUCGGACAUUGCUGGAGGAUCUCAAGGUCCAACAUGCGACUUGGAACAGCCCUCUGGACAACGUCGUGAAGUGGCGAAGGAAAGUUGACAAGAGAUUCAACGAAGACCUCGACUACUGGGAACCCAUUCCGGCACGUCUUGAGUCCGAGAAGCAUGUCUUGGUUGCCAUUGAAGCUGCCGAGUUCGUUAAGCUCGCCACCGGCAGCGAGGGCAUUGAUAUUGAAGCUCAUGUCCUGAAGAUGAAGGUCGCGUUCCCCAGCAACACACUGAUCUAUCUGAUUGAAGGACUCGAUGUCUGGUUUCGAAAGAACCGAACCGCGCGGAAUCGCCAAUUCCAGAGUGCUGCCCGAAACGACGCAGCACAAAGCACCGAACAGCCACGUCGGAGAGCCGCAGCGCAUGAGAUAAUCGACGAGGACACGGUCGAGGACGCGAUUAUGUCACUGCAGGUCGACCAUGGGGUUCUGAUACAUAAGACAAAUGCCCCAGUAGAAACGGCGCAAUGGAUCACGACGUUCACACAGCACAUCUCCACGAUUCCUUACCGGAAGGCACGGGACGACAUAUCAGCGUCUGCCGGUUUCUGCAUGGACACUGGCCAAGUACGGACAGGUGAUACCGUCAGGGAGACGUAUAUUCGCAUGCUACAAGAGGUUGCCCGCGUCACCGCCCCCAUGGCCUAUGGUAUUGCCGUCCAGUACCCGACGGUGUCGGAACUUCUGAGAGGCUUCGAACAAAACGGCCCGCUCGCACUCGAGAACUGCAGAAAGACGGCGAACGCAGACGGGAGACUUACAGACCAGAGAGUUGGCCAGGCAGUCAGUAAACGAUUGUACAAGAUCUUCACAGAGCAGGAUCCCACCAGCACCGAUAUCUGA